Molecule: messenger RNA, 240 nt
Organism: Ostertagia ostertagi
Lineage: Eukaryota; Metazoa; Nematoda; Chromadorea; Rhabditida; Trichostrongylidae
Source: the annotation of a GenBank genome assembly
AUGUGGUGUUCUUGUUUGCUCAUUGGAGAUAAGAUGAAGAUUCAUAUUUGUCGGACUUUACUUCAACAACUGCUGCCUGUAGCUGACAGUUCAGUGUUCAAAGUGAUCGUGUCGUGCUUCUUGCAGAAAGGCAUCUUCAUGCGACUGUUUACGGUAGAUGAACAGCGAAUACUGAAGAGCAAGCUUAACUUCGUUCAGAAUUUGCAAUAUUUCAUCACCAAGUUUUUCGAAUUGAUCUGA